Molecule: messenger RNA, 1246 nt
Organism: Mesocestoides corti
Lineage: Eukaryota; Metazoa; Platyhelminthes; Cestoda; Cyclophyllidea; Mesocestoididae
Source: the annotation of a GenBank genome assembly
AGUCACUCGAUGUUCAUCAGCAGUUUCCAAUGAAUCCAAAAGACCUCUAUACUUCGAUUUUCAAGCCACUACUCCACUUGAUCCACGUGUACUCGAUGCAAUGUUGCCGUUUUUUCUGACUUCAUAUGGCAACCCGCAUUCGCGAACACAUAUGUAUGGUUGGGAGUCGGAGAAAGCUGUUGAAGCAGCGAGGGCGGAGGUUGCUGAUUUGAUAAACGCUGACCCGAAGGAAAUAAUUUUUACCAGCGGAGCAACGGAGUCGAACAAUCUUUGCAUUAAAGGUGUCGGGAGGUUCUAUAAGUCGAAAAAGCGCCAUAUCAUCACGUCUCAAAUAGAGCACAAAUGCGUCUUAGAUUCUUGCCGCGCUUUGGAAAAUGAGGGAUUUAAGUUGACGUACCUGCCUGUCCAGCAUAAUGGGCUCGUGGACCCAAGGGACGUCGAAGAAGCCAUUCAGCCCGAUACAUCGCUUGUCUCAAUCAUGACUGUCAACAAUGAGAUUGGGGUUCUACAGCCCAUUGAAGAAAUUGCAAAAAUAUGCCGCGCGAAGAAGGUUUUCUUUCACACCGAUGCUGCCCAAGCAGUGGGAAAAAUACCAAUCGAUGUCAACAAAAUGAAUAUUGACCUUCUCUCGAUAAGUGGCCACAAAAUAUACGGUCCAAAAGGCGUGGGUGCUCUUUAUGUGCGCCGUCGACCUAGGGUGCGUUUGGAGCCAAUCAUAAGCGGUGGGGGACAGGAACGCGGAAUGCGGUCGGGAACACUUCCAGCUCCUCUUAUCGUUGGUUUGGGCGCAGCUUGUCGUGUCUCAAAGGCUGAAAUGCAGAACGACCACGAGCACAUCAGCAGACUCUACGACCGUCUAGUGAAUGGCAUUACUUCUCAGCUCGAAGAGGUGAUACUUAACGGCGACCCGGAACACCGCUACAAGGGCUGUCUUAACCUCAGUUUCGCUUUCGUUGAGGGCGAAAGCCUCCUGAUGGCGCUUAAGAGCAUCGCCCUCUCGUCUGGCAGCGCGUGUACUUCGGCCUCUCUGGAACCCUCCUACGUGUUGCGUGCCAUCGGGACGAACGAGGACCUGGCUCACUCCAGCAUAAGGUUUGGAAUCGGUCGAUUCACGACCGAAAAGGAGGUGGACUACACCGUCCAGGAAGUUGUCAAACACGUCCAACGUCUCCGCAAAAUGAGUCCACUGUGGGAGAUGUACCAGGAGGGCGUGGAUUUGAAGAGCAUCAACUGGUCCCAGCACUAA